AUGUCAAAGCCAAGUUUAAUUACCCAAGAAGCUACUGAAAGUCCGGAAGCUUUUUAUUCUAGGUUGGUUGAGGCAUAUGAGAUGUACACCCCUAUAGACCCCACUCUGCCUGAAAAUGCUCGCAUGUUAGCAAUGGCUUUUAUUUCACAAUCAGCUCCAGACAUAAGGCAUAAGCUUCAAAAGUUGGAAGGAGCGUUGGGAAAACCCCUUAGUGAACUCAUGGAAGUUGCCAGGAAGACAUUUGUCAACAGGGAUUUGUUGGAGGAGAGGAAAAAAGAUAAGCAGAUGAAGAAAAAAGCAGAAUUGCUAGCCACCGCUUUAAUGACUGUGCCAGGGGGAAAUAGAGGAGGUGGGGAGAGGACCUCCUUAGGUCAAAAUCAAUGUGCUAUAUGUCACAGGUAUGGGCACUGGAAAAGAGAUUGUCCCAGAAGAGAAGGAAUUGAGAGAAGGGAGAUUGAACAGCCAAGGGUAACUAGAAAUCCUACCCCUUUGCCAAGAAAUUUCUCUCUUAGUCGACCCAACACCUUCAGGGGACGUGGAACACUCAGGAAGCCCAUUAACAGCCUGCGAAAAAGGGAAGCCAAGGGAUUUUCCCCCGACACUCCUUUGAUUGGAUUGGCAGAAGCUGAGGAGUGGGAUUGACGGGGCAGUGUAGGUUCAAUUAGCCUCCCCGAACCUAUGGUCUGUCUGAAUGUGGGGGGCAAAGAAGUUUCUUUCCUUGUAGAUACAGGAGCAACCCGUUCAGUAUUAACUCAACCUUUGGGACAUAUUUCUUCUCAAUCUAUCAACAUUCAAGGGGCAACAGGAAAACCACAAACCCAGC
This is a messenger RNA of Thamnophis elegans (Western terrestrial garter snake), 823 nucleotides long. RefSeq lists its product as uncharacterized. Gene Ontology annotation, biological process: virion assembly. The record is from RefSeq and is a predicted model, not a curated record. Bases 1 to 642 code for a protein of 213 amino acids. NCBI's taxonomy places the organism in Eukaryota, Metazoa, Chordata, Lepidosauria, Squamata, Natricidae. The transcript has a single exon. Gene Ontology annotation, molecular function: nucleic acid binding; zinc ion binding.